AUGCCCUUUUUGACCGUCUUGCUUAGUGCCACCGUACACCUAUCUGUUGCUUCUCCUGUCGUCGACGGAGUCGUCGACCUGAAAGCCUUUACCCCGGGAGGAAACCCACAGCCAAACCCCUAUCCUGGAUGCCUCUUCCCGACGUGCAAAUAA
Messenger RNA from Puccinia triticina, 153 nucleotides. RefSeq lists its product as uncharacterized. Lineage: Eukaryota; Fungi; Basidiomycota; Pucciniomycetes; Pucciniales; Pucciniaceae. The transcript is spliced from 2 exons. The coding region runs from base 1 to 153 and encodes 50 amino acids. The record is from RefSeq and is a predicted model, not a curated record.